Molecule: messenger RNA, 1401 nt
Organism: Diabrotica balteata
Lineage: Eukaryota; Metazoa; Arthropoda; Insecta; Coleoptera; Chrysomelidae
Source: the annotation of a GenBank genome assembly
UGUUGAGUGUUGUGAAAUAUGUUUUGUGUCUCAUAAAAGUGUCCUAUUUUAAAAAUUAAAAAUAUCCUCUGGUUUCAUAAAAGGUAUUUUUUGGCAAAAUGAGAGUAGCUGUGAUUGGAGCAGGUGCAUCUGGGGUUUCUUCAGCAAAGCACAUCAAGGAAAAUGGAUUCGAGUGUGAUGUUUUUGAAAUGGCAGAAGGGUUAGGAGGUACCUGGGUUUACACAGAUGACGUAGGAGAGGACAAGUAUGGAUUUCCCGUUUAUUCAGCUAUGUACAAAAAUUUAAGGACAAACCUUCCAAAACAAGUAAUGGGCUUCCCCGAUUUUCCAGUGGCUUCUGAUAAAAAAUCGUAUUUAACACAAAAUGAGGUUCUUGAAUUAUUAAAUCAAUAUGUGGAUCAUUUUCAAUUAAGGAAUCUAAUUAAGUUUAACUGUAUGGUAACAGAUGUACGUCCACUUAAAGAAAAAAAAUGGCAACUUACAUACAUUCACAAACCUUCAAAAGAGUACCAUACUCUUACAUACGAUUCAAUAAUGGUAUGUAACGGUCAUUACAACCAACCUUUUUGGCCCAAAUUCGAAGGACAAGAACACUUUUCCGGUAUUAUAGUUCAUAGUCAUACUUUUAGAUCUGCCCAGAACUUUGAAGGAAAGAAUGUGCUUCUUGUUGGCGCAGGACCAUCCGGGCUGGAUUUAACUUUACAAGUAUCUAAAUAUGCUGAAAAGGUUUAUUUUAGUCAUCACUCCAGUAAGGCAGCAAAGACCAUUUUCCCCGUCAACGUUGAACACAAACCAGAUAUAAAACGCAUAACAGAUGAUGGUACAAUUGAAUUUGUUGACGACUCUUGUUGUUGUGUCGAUGCGAUAAUUCUUUGUACAGGUUACAAGUACAGUUUCCCAUUUCUCCAUGAGUCUUGUGGAAUAACAGUAGACGAUAACUUUAUACAGCCUUUAUAUAAACAUAUGAUAAAUUUAAAAAUGCCUACGAUGUGUUUCAUUGGAAUUCCUUUUACUGUCUGUACAUUCCAUAUGUUUGAUUUACAGGCAAGAUACUUCUGCAAAUUUCUAAAUGGUUCACUGUCUCUUCCAAGUGCAGAAGAAAUGAGAGAAGAUACUAAUAAAGACAUGCAACGAAGAUGGGCAAAAGGAAUUCAGAAAAAGCAAGCUCAUUGUAUGGGAGAAUAUCAGCAGGAAUAUUAUGACGAUUUGGCUAGCGUUGCUGAUACUAAACCAAUCAAUCCAGUAUUAGUAAAAUUACGAGACUACAGUGUACAGCAGCUUUAUGAUAAUCUCAUUCAUUUUAGGGAAAAUAAGUAUAAGAUUAUAGAUCGUGAAACUUUUAUAACAGUAAAUUAAUAACCAAAAGAUUGUUUUUAAUUGUAAUAAAUUGUAAUAAAACAGA